Molecule: messenger RNA, 696 nt
Organism: Cryptosporidium muris RN66
Lineage: Eukaryota; Apicomplexa; Conoidasida; Eucoccidiorida; Cryptosporidiidae
Exons: 1
Coding region: 1-696 (231 amino acids)
Source: RefSeq, a predicted model, not a curated record
AUGAAGUUAAAGUAUUUUAUACUUUCUCUACUUAUAUUCAAAUUCUUUCAAACAAUUUCUUGCAUUAGUAUGCAAGAAGGGUAUGCUCAAUUAUCAGGUUAUAAACAAAAUUUAGAUAGUAGUGAAGAGGAUGAAGAAUCUGAUGAUAUUCAAACUAGUCUAGACACAAGUGAUUAUCAAGAGGACAAAAAGUAUAAAAGUGAAUUAGAUAAAUAUAAUAAAGAAAAUGAAGUAGAACAAUUAAUGGAAUCAGAUCAAGAAAUAGAAUUAAGUGAAAAUAUAGAAGACAAGUCAAAAUUAACUCCAACAAUAAAAAAUGAAAAUAAUAACAAUAUUCUUUCAGAUCUACAAUAUAGGGCAAGACAACAAAAAUUACAUUUAUCACAAAUGGUAUAUCCUGGUAUAGAAGGAUCACAAACAAAUUAUAUAUUUCUUCCUAAAAACCAACAAACAAUCAUUGAUAACAAGAUCAAGACAUUACAAAAAAGUGGUUAUAAUCAUGGAUCAACACGUGAAACAAUGGCAAUAGGGGAAUGGCGGAAACGGUAUUAUGCUAGGCCACAGCGUCCUGUAACAAAAAUUACCUUAACUAAUCAAUUUCAAGAUUCUACCCUAGGAUGGGUUUUAAUUGGUGUUGUAUUUACAAGUUUAUUUAUUUUAGGUUUAUUAGGGAUAAGAUAUAUCAAUAAAAGUUGA